Molecule: messenger RNA, 1617 nt
Organism: Mercurialis annua (annual mercury)
Lineage: Eukaryota; Viridiplantae; Streptophyta; Magnoliopsida; Malpighiales; Euphorbiaceae
Exons: 3
Coding region: 1-1617 (538 amino acids)
Molecular function (GO): zinc ion binding; nucleic acid binding
Source: RefSeq, a predicted model, not a curated record
AUGGCUACUCAUGGUGGAUCUUACUUCAGUGCUUCUGGGCUACUAGAAGGCAACUCCAUUACUAGACCUCCUUUGUUCAAUGGGCCUAACUAUGACUACUGGAAAAAAAGAAUGAAAAGUUUCAUUCAGUCUCAGGAAAUUGAGUGCUGGAAAAGUAUUUUAAAUGGAGUUACUCCUCCAACCAGAUUCAAUGUUGAUGGAACAGAAGUUAGAAAAGAUGAAACUGAGUUCAAUAAAGCUGAUUGGAGAGUGGUAAAGACUAAUGCCAAAGCAAUCACUAUGAUUCACUGUGCUUUAGAUAUUAGUGAAUAUAAUCGUGACAGAAACUGUGUCACUGUUAAGCAAGUCUGGGAAAAGCUUCAAGUGACCUAUGAAGGAACUGACCAAGUAAGGGAAACCAAGAUUAAUCUGCUUAUGCGUGAUUAUGAGCUAUUACAGAUGAGAUCUGAUGAAGGCAUAUCAGAGUUUUGCUCCAGAUUCUCUGAUAUUAUCAAUGGACUCAAAAGUUUGGGAGAAAAUUUCAUUGAUGAACAACUCAUGAUAAAGAUUCUGAGAUCUCUAUUAGAAAAAUGGGAAAGCAAAACUACUGCUAUCAUUGAAGCUAAAAAUCUAAAAAACUAUAGUUUUGAUGAACUCAUGGGCUCAGAUGAAGAAAUAGCUUUGAUGACCAAGAGAUCCAUUGAAAUGUAUCGAAAAGGAGAUAAACGGUACAGAAACAAUAUGAAGAAGUUCAUCAAAGGAAAAGUUGAUCUGGAGGGUUCUGAUGGUUUAUGCUUUGGCUGUAAUAGGCCAGGACAUUUUAAAACUGAUUGUCCCAAACUAAAAAGAACUUCAAAGAGUGACAAACCAAAAAAAGGAUUGGCAGCUUCGAGUGAUUAUGAUGAUUCAGAUACUGGAAAUGAGGAUAAGCCAGAGGAAAAAGCAAAUCUAUAUCUAAUGGCGAUUGAGACUGGAGCAAAUAGCAGUGAAACUAAUGUGGACAAUUAUGAAGCUGAUUCAUCGGACAAUGAGAAGUAUGUUAAACUUAAAGCUAAAACCAAAAAUGUUAUUUCUGAAACUAAAAUCAAAACCUCUCAAGCUGAUGAGAUUGAAAAGGAAAACAAAAUGCAGAAGGAUUUUGAAAAGAUGACUGAAAAGCUUCAAAGAGCUGAAACUGAAGUUUCAUUCUUGAAAAAGGAAUUAGAAACAUCAAACAACCUCAGAAUCAAUCUUUUAAAACAGAAUGAUGCUAUGCAAAAGAAGAUUGAUCUUCUUAAUAAAGAUCUCACAAAAUUCACUAAGGGGAAUGAAAAUCUAAAUAUGAUUUUGGGUAAUCAGCGCCCAUAUGGUGAUACUCGUGGUAUUGGUUUUGAAGGUUUUUCUAAACCCAAGAAAUUAGAAGCAUUUUUCAAGUAUGAUUCUACAAAAUUUAGAACAAUAACUAAAAGAGCUUUUACUCCUUUUAUGUCACAUGCUACCUGUUUUUACUGCAAUAUCAAAGGACAUAUUUCAAAAUUUUGUAAAGCUAAAAAUGGAGUCUCUCAAACUAAACUCAUUUGGGUUGUCAAUGGAAUCAAAACUGAAAAUGCUAUUGACCCAAAAGGACACAAAUCAGUUUGGGUACCUAAACAUGUUUAA